AUGGGGCUCCCCUCCAACCCGGAUCCUUCGGACACAGCCCUGCGGGGAGGGGAGAAGCGGAGCCCGGGGCCCCCGGGCGAGGACACGGAGUGCGCCUGGGACCUAGGGGAGCUGCCUGCCCCAGCCCCUCCCCCCUUUCCCUGGCCUCCCGCUACCUUUCUAAGCUGGCCCCCUGCCCCCUGCCCUCAGGUGGUGGCACUGGGGGAUGUGCCAGAUGGCACGGUGGUGACGGUGAUGGCGGGCAACGAUGAGAACUACUCUGCCGAACUGCGCAAUGCCUCUGCCGUCAUGAAGAACCAGGUGGCCAGGUUCAACGACCUUCGCUUCGUGGGCCGCAGUGGGCGAGGGAAGAGUUUCACACUGACCAUCACCGUGUUCACCAACCCCACCCAAGUGGCCACCUACCACCGAGCCAUCAAGGUGACUGUGGAUGGACCCCGGGAGCCCAGACGGCACCGGCAGAAGCUGGAGGACCAGACCAAGGCGUUCCCCGACCGCUUCGGCGACCUGGACCGGGUGCGCAUGCGGGUGACCCCGAGCAUGCCCAGCCCCCGCGGCUCGCUCAGCACCACAAGCCACUUCAACAGCCAGGCCCAGACCCCCAUCCAAGGCACCUCGGACCUGAACCCUUUCUCCGACCCCCGCCAGUUCGACCGCUCCUUCCCAGCGCUACAGACCCUCACGGACAGCCGCUUCCCGGACCCCAGGAUGCAUUACCCGGGAACCAUGUCCGCGGCCUUCCCCUACAGCGCCACGCCCUCGGGCACGAGCAUCAGCAGCCUCAGCGUGGCCAGCAUGCCCGCCACCAGCCGCUUCCACCCCACCUACCUCCCGCCACCGUACCCUGGGGCCCCGCAGAACCAGAGCGGGCCCUUCCAGACCAACCCGUCCCCUUACCACCUCUACUACGGUGCGUCCUCUGGCUCCUACCAGUUCUCCAUGGUGGCCGGCAGCAGGGGCGGGGUGGCCCAGGAUUUUUCACGAGGGAAUGGAAGAAACCACCCCUCGCAGCGUGUUCCCACGCGCAGGGUUGGGGAGAGGGCAGAACAGGUGGAGCCUAAAGCAGGCUCGGUGGGAGCCGCUCUGGGGCCCGAGCUGGAAGAGCAGCGACUCAGCAGCAAUCAACUGCAGCGCAUGCAGCUGGGUCAGCUCCCCCAUUUUGCAGAUGAAGAGACUGAGGUGCAAAGAGGGGGUGUCAUCUGGCUUCACAUCUCCCUGGGCGAGGACCGCAGCCUGCUGGUCACACAGUUUGAGGUCUCUGGGGGGGAGCACUGCAGUAACCACAGCAGCCUGCAGGUGGCAGCAGGUGGAGAGCGGAUUCCCCUCCAGACAAGGGGAAUCCUCGGUGAGGUCAUCCACCAGCCCCCACAGGCCCAGGGGCCCAAGCUGACAGUCAUGGCCAAGGGCCGGGAACAGCCCUCGACAGUGACAGCGGCCGAGAGCGGGCAGGACCCUGGAUUCCCACGCGUGUUUGAAAUCAAGUUCAGCUCCACCAGGACCUGCUCACCGGAGCGCCAGUGCCCGGCCCUGACCUGGGCUCCUGGGCCGGACAGUUGUCACGUGGGGCCAGCUCUUCAGGCACAGUCCGCGGAGCCAGAACCCCGGGAUGCAGCCCUCAGUCACCCCCGAGGAGCGGUGCAGCCUUGA
This is a messenger RNA of Myotis brandtii (Brandt's bat), 1647 nucleotides long. RefSeq names its product runt-related transcription factor 3 (gene RUNX3). Gene Ontology annotation, biological process: regulation of cell differentiation; neuron differentiation; hemopoiesis. The record is from RefSeq and is a predicted model, not a curated record. The transcript is spliced from 9 exons. Gene Ontology annotation, cellular component: nucleus. Gene Ontology annotation, molecular function: ATP binding; RNA polymerase II cis-regulatory region sequence-specific DNA binding; DNA-binding transcription factor activity, RNA polymerase II-specific. Lineage: Eukaryota; Metazoa; Chordata; Mammalia; Chiroptera; Vespertilionidae. Bases 1 to 1647 code for a protein of 548 amino acids.